AUGGCCAAGCCUCCGGUGCCAUGGCCUGUGUGGCUGAUGCUGGCCUUAGCCUCCCAGGACAACUUAUGGAAGUUUGUAGUAGCCCCGGCUUGCUAUGGAGUCACAACUCCUCAACUGAUUCAACUGGUUCUUCCACGAAAAAUGGGCAUUGUGCUCCAGGAAUUUCUAGACGUUGACUUCGUGGGCAGCGUCCAGUGGUCCCGUAGCUCUCGUAGCCUGAGAGCAACACCAGGCUGGGAGCGAAUUUGCUGUGAAAGAGCCGCAGAGCUGGCGAAGAAGGCGAAGGAUUUGCCGCCACCCAGUCGUGGCAUUAGCAUGGACGACGUGGAUCUCUCAUAUUCGCGGAGCAGCGGACCAGGAGGUCAAAACGUCAACAAGGUGGAAACCAAAGUGCAGGCAAGCUUUGAUGUGGGCACUGCCAAGUUUCUACCCAACUGGGUGAAGGAAAACCUUCGCAAGCAACAGGUGAAUCGCUUCAACAAAGAUGGGGUUCUCAUCGUCAGCUGCGAGGAGCAAAGAACGAGGCAGGACAAUCUCAGAAUAGUCAUGCAAAAGCUGCAGGGCAUGAUCGACAAGGCUGCAUUUAAGCCCAAGAUGCCCGACAAAGCAAAGGUCAACAAGAUGCGCCGCGCAAAGAGAGCUGCGAAUGAAAAGCGACUACAGGAUAAGAAGUUGAAGAGCAAACUUCUCCAAAAGAGGAGAGAGGCAAAGUUCAACUACUGA
Cladocopium goreaui is the source of this 723-nucleotide messenger RNA. The record is from the annotation of a GenBank genome assembly. NCBI's taxonomy places the organism in Eukaryota, Dinophyceae, Suessiales, Symbiodiniaceae.